Messenger RNA from Aplysia californica (California sea hare), 6596 nucleotides. Its product is annotated as serine-rich adhesin for platelets. Lineage: Eukaryota; Metazoa; Mollusca; Gastropoda; Aplysiida; Aplysiidae. The record is from RefSeq and is a predicted model, not a curated record.
GCAUGUUGCUACAGGCGGUGCGCUCCUUCCUUCACUUCUCUCAGAUCAGCUCCUGGCUCUUCACCUCUGGCGGACGUCUGCCCUCCCUGCUCGCCUACAGGAUCUGCGCCCCGGGCGACGAGAUGAGCAACGAGUUUGAGAGCCCCCCAGAGCCGCACACCUUCCCAGUGUGCCUCACCAGCCACCACCGCGUGCUGGUGUCGGUCCAGUCUCUGCGCCGCCAGGGUUCGGUUCCCGUUCUGCACUGCGCCAACACCACCACCACCUCCGGCGAGGGCCCCACAGCCAAGUUGGCGGUGGGUCGGGAUGUUGUCUUUCCGAAGAAUGACGGGAAGGGAGACAGACGCUCGGGAAUUGUGGGUCGUGACGGCAGGAAGAAAGCGGAUGUGGUCAAAAAGUUUGGUGGUUCCGAGGCGGCUAAUGGUAGCUCGGCGAAGCAGUCGGAGAGAGGGGUGGUGGUGGAGAGUGCGUAUACCUCCAGCAGUUUUCAAGUGCGGCCGAAAAAGUAUGAGCUGUCUUCGGGGACGGAUUUGAGUAGGACCAGGAAAUCUUUGCUGUCCGAGGCGUGCGUCAGAGGUGACUGCAACAUGGGUUCCUCUUCUUGCCAGGCAGCGAUGUUGGAAAAAUCUCUCGUCUCGACUUACGGAAAGAGUUCGGCGGGCACUUCGUCGAACGGAGCAAACAUUGGCAGCAGGUUGGGUGAUGAUGUCAUGUCGGAACGCACUUCGGGAUCCGAUUCGGGGAACGGGUUUCUGAACAACAGCCAUCCUUCCAUCCGGCCAUCCAAGCAGUGGAUCAAGAAGAACGCGGACGAGGGAUCCUCGGAUGUGUAUUUCCGAAACCUGGACCGCCUCGACGCGCUCAGUUUCGGGAUGGAACCGUCGAGCAGGCCGGGCAGGAAGCAGUUUGAGAUGACGGCAGCCGCGGGGGAUGGGUGUGAGCUGGAGGCCAAAUCUGGUGGGGUCGCGGCCAGGGUCAAAAGGUCGAGUCGGCUGCUGAAGAAGGAUGGAGAGAAGGAUCUGAGAAUCGAACAAAUGAAAUCCCAGGUUGCCAAGGGAGUGGUUGCGCGGUGUGAGGUGGAGAAUUUUUCAUCUUCCAAGUUCGAGGAACGAGAUGAGACGAACUUCUGGGAGAAGCGAUCUUCUUACCCUCUGCGUGAUCCGAGACUGAGCCUUUUGGGACAGAGGCUUGGGGUCAAGAACGAUGGCCUUGACAUUGAAAGCCCGUCAGGAGUGGCCCCGAAAUCUGAUGCCUCGGGUGGAAGUUGGUUCCGAAAUGAUAAGCCGUUGUCUAGUACGGAGAGGAAGAAAGAUGAAAUAGCCCAGAAAGACGAGAUGGAAGAGGAGUUUAUCCGCAAACUCUCGGAGCGUCUGGCGCUCGUAGGUUCGUCUUCGGAGAAGCAGAGAAAUGACAGCUGGUGGAAAUUUUACGAGGGGAAGACGGAGAAGCUCCGAUUGGUGUCGGGGGCGGGAAAGAGACCGGCUGAUUUGACUGGCCAGAGAAACGAGUGGAACGCCUCUGUGGAUGUGAAUGCAAACUGUCCCCACGCCUCGCCGAGGCUGCCGGAGAUGCCGGAAACGGCGGUGACGAAACUCCGCGAGUUGUCCCCCCUGACGGUGUCUGUCUCCGACCUGGAUGUGGACUCAGACUGUACCCCAGUCGCUUCCCCUGACUCCACGCCACGGUCAGCUCGGGCCGCGGCCGACUCGCUGGGGCGGUCAAUCGCCGAACGCAACAUGAAGCAGCACCUUUUUCUGUCGGGUCAGAGUUCGUUUGGCGGGAGUUCCGGAUCGGAUAUGAACUCAAACACUUGGGUCGGUGUAGACGACGGUCGGGUGACAGAAUCUCAGAACGGUCGGGAAGUAGGUCACGACGAUACGCUAGAGAAUCUGGACUGCAGUGACGCGUCGGAGGAGUUUCCAGAUCAUUUCCCUUUUCACACGAAGGACGUCUUUUCCGAUGACACUGAAUCGACCUACGAAGCCACAAGUCGGACAGACGAGCUUUCCAUGACGAAAAACGAGGCGGACUCUGGUUUAGCGGAAUCGGAGGAACUGCCACCGACUUCUCGGAGGAUGUUUGAGGAGAAUUUGCUGCCCUUGGUGUCGUACGACGCGAAAACGGACACCUUCAAGCAAGUGGAGCAGACCUUUAGCUCCAACGUUCUUCACUCGCCGAAAGUUCUCUUCUCCUACGACGUCCCUCACUCUCACGGCUCCAGCGGUCAGAAAUGCAUCGACUUUGGAAAAGCUCUCGAGACGGAAUUCUUCACCUCCAAAAUGGCCGACGCCUUAGGUCCGGACGGUAUUGGGCGCUAUCUGUCGCAUAUGGCCGAGAUGAGUCACGUCGACGAGAGUGCGGAGAAAAGUGGGUCAGACAUCGAGGUAAGCAGAGGAAACAGAGAAGACGGAGAUGAAGGAAUUGCAGAAUGUGAGGGGAAUACUGACGCCCGCAGGAGAAAACCUGAAAAGAUUGUGAGCAAUGGAGGGACAUCUUUGAAGGUGGUGAGCUCCGAUGAAACACGCGGGGCAGAGAAAUGCGUCGAUGUUUCAACGGCUUCUGCAGCGUGUGACGAUGAUAGUGGUUUGGGUUUGAUUGUUUCCGACAGCGUUGAAAAGGAAAAAAUGUCGAGUGAGGAGAAAGAACUGUCAGCAAAAUGUGAUAUCCGCGCUGUGGUCAAUGGAGUAAGCUGUAAGGAAUCUGGGGUAGUUUCUCUUCAAAGAGAGUUUUGUUCGAGGGUGAGAAAUGAGAAUUCCGUCGAGGUCAAGAGAAAAGAUGAGCUGGGGUUGGCAGGAACUAGACGGUGGGAAAAUGACGGUGGAGGUCAGAGUGGAGCAGCAAAAGCUCGUGAUGUGGUCCCCGGUAGUGGGGACGUCGGUCAAGGGUUGCCUUCUUCCCUGAUGUCUGGACAGAGGUCAUCAGUGACCGACCCCGUGCGUUCUGCCCGACGACAGUUGAAUUACGAGAAGGGGCCGAAGAGCGCCGCGACUUACGACUUACCCACCAGCAUCAGCUCUGACCUUGAAGAGACGAGGAGAUCUCUCGACGAGUCGGCCACCACAUGUGACCUUGACAUCCUCCGUACAGCUGCCGUCACUUCGCCGACUUCUGACACGACGGAACUACAUCCCCACCCUCGGCCUCCCUCCUACCCCAGUGACCUCCAAAGCUGUACGCCUCUCCAAGCAGAGCAUCCUACUGCUGAGUCUGAACCAUCUUCCUCCCGACAACUUGCCAUCUCGUGCCCUCCUCGUCCUCAACGAGUCCUCUCACCAGUGUCCCCCAGCCUCUCCUCCUCCUCCUCAGAUUCCUCAUCUUCGUCCACAUCCUCAAUGAUAAAAGCGCCAGUGAUGAAUAUCUCCGCCCAUUGCCCAUCCUCCUCUACCUCUACUUCUACCUCUUCCUUCUCCUUCUCUAUCUCCUCUUUUACCUCCUCCUCUACCUCCUUCCCCUCUUCCUCCUCUUCCUAUACCCCCUUCCCCUCUUCCUCAUCCUCCUCCUCCUCAUUCCCGUCCACUAGUGUCUGUCACCAGCAGACUGAGACAGAAACAGUCGUCUCUGCCACACACAGCAUCUUGCCCAGCGAAACCACGUCAGCCGAUGUACCCUCGUACCUCUACACCGAUGAGCCGCAAGUCAAUUUAAAGACUGACUCUUUGAAGACGCCACUUCCUGUUGUGGCAUGUGACACACACAAGAGUGGCGGUGCGGAGAAAUGGGACAAUACGAGUGGGCUGGUGCCAAAGUCGGAUGAAAGCGUCGGGAAAAGCCCCCACUCUUGUGUGUUUGGUGAUGAAUUGGAGGACGGACCACAAAUUAAAUCCGCCGGUCUGAAACAUCCAGUAAAUCGUCCCCCCUUUGUAGAGUCUCUUGACCGCGGCGGUAGGGCCGAACAGAAAUCUCAAUCCAAAGCAACAGAUCCAGCUGCCCUCCCACCCGGUGUUUCCAUAGCAACGAAUUGUGCCUCUAUAUCCGAAAAGGGGGACGACUCUAGCAAUUUUAAUGUAUAUCCAGACGAGACAAAUAACGCGUGUUCGAAUUUGGAUACUGAAAGUUUGGACCGUUUCUAUUUAUGCGAAGGUACAGAACAUCAUUCUUUGUCGUCGGAGUCGGCAAAUUUGAAUAGUCAUCUUAUUUCGGACGCUUCCACCACCACCACCACCACCACCACCACCAAUCGUUUGUUUGGGCUGGCUGCGCAGAAUUCGACCGCCCAUCCUUUUUCGGCAGGAGAUGUGCAGCGCGAUGAUGCGCAAUCUUUGUCGCAAAACUCUGGAAUCCCUCUUCGUCUUUCAGCAGAAGCAACAACAACAACAACAACAACAACAACAAUAAUAACAACAACAACAACGCCAUCUGGCGUCCCUGGCGGCAGCUCUGACAAAGAUGGUCCACGUGACAUUCCUUCGGAUAAUGCGGGCCUUUCUUCGUCUUCUUCUCUUCCUAUGCAAUUACGCGCUCCCUCUAAUCUCCCUCAUGAGUCCUGUGCCGAGGGUCGUGCGGUUUUAAGCCCUGUGUCAAAUCUCAUUAGUUUGAAAAGUGAACAAGUUUUGAACAAUGAUGUCGAUGAUGAUGGUGGUGGUGGUGGUGCCGGUAUUGAGGAGGAUAUGUCCACCUCAUCGAGUUUGCGAUCUCGUCACGUUGCUGGCUCGGUGGUGGCGACUGGUGAGAGAGAAGGUUCUGAUGUUAAUGUACCGCGUGGUCUUCCGUCAGAAGUUUCCGCGAACGUUGUGAAUGACGACGGUGACGAAAAGAAGCUGCCCCUUGUGGUUUUCCGCGUGCAGAACGGGUUUGAUUCUUCAUUGGGUCAAGCGGAACAGGAGUUACGUCCCCAGAUUCAGCGUGUGUCGGCUCUGGUGCAGAGAGAAACGGCUGCUGGGUUGUACCAAGGGGAGAGCAGCAGCGACAGCAGCAGCAGCAACGGUUUCGUCAACGGUGUCUCCCAGUCCCCUCUCUCGUCUGCCGGGCCCCCUCUGGUGACCGACCUUAACCUUCAUCUGACCUCUCAGGGCCUUGACCUUGGCUCCUUACCUCAGCUCGAGUGCUCGUACGGCCCGCUGCAGCAGCAGGGAAGGUCUUCGUCCCAACAAAUCAAGUCGGGAUCGGACGAGAGGAGUCCUUUGUCGAGCAGCGCCGCGUGUCUCGCUGACAUGAAAGUCGAGAGGUCGGAGUGCAGGAACGGGGUUUCUCCUUCGAAGAGUUCGGACGCCAUUACGUCGGCUACCUCGGCGAUUCGGGACAGGAAAGACGUAGGCGUAGCCGCGCCCGAUGAGACGAGAGUCGCUCAGAACGGGAAGGGGACUCGGAGGAGGCGAGACUUCUCUGUAACCUCGCGCCACGUCGGAAAGGAGAACGUGCGGGCCGACGAGAAUGGAUGCCACCACGAUUCGGAUGUGGUGUUUUACCUCGAUGAAGUGUCUUCGUCUUCUUCAGAAGUGUCGUCGUUUUCGUCGCUCAGUGCAGGAGGUGCGGGGAGUAAAGACGAAGCAGUCCUUUCUUCAACCCCGUCUCCCAGGUCCCGUCUUUCGAGCCAAAUGAUUACCUCCCCUACUUCCGAUCUCGCCGUCGGACACGCCGUUGCCGCCGCCCCUCCCCUGGGAAUCCCACGCUCCAUCAGCCUCUCGAUGGAAGGGGAGACAACUGCUGCCACCGCUCUGAGGCCGCUACCGCAGCGCCAUCUCAGCGAAGGGGAGAGCGGCGAGAUGAUCCUCAACGGUGGUAGUGGUGGCGGCGGCGGUAGAGGAGGUGGUGGUGGUGGUGGUGGGGGGGCUGGGAGCAGCGACGACGACGACGACGUCCUCACCUUUGACCUCAAGUCUGAGCCCACCUCCCCGUCCCUCCGCGGGUCUCUCCCGGGCUGGAGCUCGGCCCCUCCACAGCGCACGGUGUCCACGCCCAGCGGGAUGGACCUGGAGGGACAGUGCCAGGGGCAGAGACCUGCCUACAACUCAUCUGUGAUUCACCAGCAAAACUGUGAUAAAUAUGGCGCCGGUGGGCUGCGCAAGAUGGCCGCCCGGAGUGCCUCCAUGAUCUUCAGCAGCCGUAGGGGCCUGCCUAGUCAAUCUAGUCCUCGCGUUUUCGUGUUCUCGACUGACCAGCGGCCGCCACGACAAGGAGGACAAGGACGCGGAGGAGGACAGCAGACGAAUGCUCAGCACCAGCGCCCCCGCCUCCACCAACUGCCUGCUGGGAAACUUUGAGGAAUCCAUCCUGAACGGUAGGAUAGACCCGGUGGGUACGGUUGACGGCUUCACGGCAGAAAUCGGAGCCAGUGGUUCCUUCUGCCCAAAGCAUCUGCACCUUCCUGUCUCCGCCUUCUUCUUCGCCCUGUCGGACGAUAAUGCCCCGUCGCCUUACCUGGGCCACAUAAAUCUACAGCCGGUCAGUUCCAAAGGCUACCACAUCCCCAAGAAAGGCACGGUGCAAGUGACGUUGUUCAACCCCAGUAAGACGGUGGUCAAGAUGUUCGUGGUGGCCUACGACCUCUCGGACAUGCCGCCAUCUUGCCAGACAUUUGUACGACAGCGCACCGUCUACCAGCCGCUGGACAGGAACUCGGAGCUGCCGUCCUACCUGCGCUAUCUCAUACACCUCCG